Molecule: messenger RNA, 751 nt
Organism: Bradysia coprophila
Lineage: Eukaryota; Metazoa; Arthropoda; Insecta; Diptera; Sciaridae
Product: pyridoxal 5'-phosphate synthase subunit PdxT-like
Biological process (GO): pyridoxal 5'-phosphate biosynthetic process; pyridoxine metabolic process
Cellular component (GO): glutaminase complex; cytosol
Molecular function (GO): glutaminase activity
Source: RefSeq, a predicted model, not a curated record
UUAAUUUUUGUUCAUUUGAGUCAGUUGUAUUAUCAAAAUGGGUGAAGACAAACAGCAAACAGAUAUAGCUGUUGGAGUAUUAGCAUUACAAGGCGGAUUUUCUGAACAUAUUUCACAUUUAAAACAAUGCGCAACAAGAUUGUUAGAAACAAAUGAAGUGGAUUCCAUCCUCAACUUUAAAAUUGUUGAAGUAAGAACUGCAUCUGAAAUUGAAAGCUUAGACGGCCUUAUAUUUCCUGGUGGUGAAACAACUGCUAUGAGUAUUCUCUUGGAAAAAAACAAUCGCGAACUGUUGGGAGCACUCCAAAAUUUCGCUAAAGUGAGACCAGUCUUCGGAACAUGUGCUGGAUUGAUUAUGCUGGCCAACGCAAUUGAAGGACAAAUGAAAAUGGGACAAUUGAAGAUCGGAGGAAUCGACAUUACAGUUCGGCGUAAUGCGUAUGGAGGACAAUUGCAAAGCUUCGAAGCCCCGUUAAACAUGAUGGAACCUGAAAUUUUGGAUAGUGCAGCCACAGCAAUGGUUUUCAUACGAGCACCUUGUAUUGAGACGGUAGACAGUGAUAAAGUCAAAGUAUUAGCGACGUAUAAAAAUAAACCGGUUGCAGUAAGACAGAAUAAUUUGAUUGGAAUAUCAUUUCAUCCGGAACUAACAGAGAGUUUAGAAUGGCACUUGUAUUUCAUGCGGAUCAUAAUAAGUGAAAAAUUAGCUAAAAAAUAAAAAUUUAUUUUCAACGAGAUGACAAAAUUGAAA